AUGGCCUCUAAAUUGGUGGAGCUGGUCUAUUGGAAAAAGGUCCGAAAGACGGGCAUAAUCUUCACAGGGCUGGUCGUGAGUCUGGCCAGUAUGUUCCAGCUGAGUGCCAUCACAGUCCUGUCCCACAUCUGCCUGGGCAUCCUGUGUAUCACCUUCACUCUACGUCUCUACUACAAGCUACUGGAGCUGCUGCGCUGGAACCCUGGGGUGCACCCUUUUCAGUCGUACUUGGACUAUGACAGCACACUCACAGAUAAGGAGACUGUGGCUCUGGUGGAGGAGGUGGUGCUGUUGAUCGCAUUCGCAGUGACUGAAAUCAAACGGCUGCUCUUCAUCGAGAACAUAGUUGACUCCAUCAAGUUUGCAGUGCUCCUGUACUUACUGACUUAUGUUGGUGUGAUGACCACUGGACUCACUCUUGUCAUCACUGCUGUAAUUGCCAUGUUCUCUUUCCCUAUAUUGUAUAAAAAGCAGCAAGUACGGAUAAGAAGAAUCACAAGAGCAGUAAAAGCGUUUAUAAAGAAAAUCAAGAGCCUCUUCUCCAGCUUGUAUGAGUCAGUGAGACCCUCAGAGCCCUCAGAGCCGGCCUCCAAACCUGCCAUAACAGCUGUUGCAGCCGCCACAAAACAGAAAGCAAAGUCCAAGUAA
Molecule: messenger RNA, 648 nt
Organism: Boleophthalmus pectinirostris (great blue-spotted mudskipper)
Lineage: Eukaryota; Metazoa; Chordata; Actinopteri; Gobiiformes; Gobiidae
Gene: rtn2b
Product: reticulon 2b
Exons: 7
Coding region: 1-648 (215 amino acids)
Source: RefSeq, a predicted model, not a curated record